GGUAACUUGGUUCUUGGUUACUCUUUGUGUGGUUCUAUUGAACGGAGUGGACCUAGAUGGAGGUGAUCCUCCAUCUUCACGUGGAACCCCCGUAGACGCAGUUGAUCAAGCUCGCUCGCUUCUCACCGAUUUUUUCGACAACAUUUUUGGUUCCGUAGAAAAAAGUUUACUUAUCACUGUGCUG
Molecule: messenger RNA, 184 nt
Organism: Amoebophrya sp. A25
Lineage: Eukaryota; Dinophyceae; Syndiniales; Amoebophryaceae
Source: the annotation of a GenBank genome assembly